This is a messenger RNA of Paramecium octaurelia, 303 nucleotides long. The record is from the annotation of a GenBank genome assembly. NCBI's taxonomy places the organism in Eukaryota, Ciliophora, Oligohymenophorea, Peniculida, Parameciidae.
AUGUUAUUUAGAAAAUAGUAUUAUGGUUGUGAAAUAGAGAGUUGGCCUUAGGGAUGCAUUUUAGCUGAAAUGGCUUUAAGAAGCCCGUUAUUUAGUGACAAAACUUAGAUUAAAUAUUUAUUUGAUUUAUUCUAAUUUUUGAGGUACUGGAAUUCAAUCUCAGGUUAUGUCAAAAUUAAAUUCCCUUUGUGGAUUGAUAUAUAAUCAAAAUAGAAAUUAAUUGAAUAAAUGAAAUAGUAGACAUAAUUCAAAAUAUAUCGCCGAAAGAUUACUCACUCUUAACAAAAUAUUAAAUUAGGAUGA